CUCAGUAAGUAACAGAUGCGGGUGAAGGAUCCAUCAAGAGCCAACCCUGAGAAACUGAAGAGAAGCAAAAGGCCUAACAGGCCACAGGAUGAGGACUCCUCAGAUGACAUUUCAGGCUUAACCUGCCAGCACGUGAGCCAAGCAGUGGAUGUGCAUCAUGUGAAGAGAGUGGUAGCUCAGAGCAUCUGGUCGAUAUGUGCAGAAUGUCUGAAGGAGAGGCGGAUGAGUGAUGGUGAGCCUGUGGCACCUUCAGACAUAUGGCUGUGUCUCAAAUGUGGUUCUCAGGGAUGUAGUAAGAACUCGGAAGGCCAGCAUUCCCUGAAACACUUCCAAACAGCACGCACAGAACCUCAUUGCAUUGUUAUCAACCUCAGCACGUGGAUUAUAUGGUGUUAUGAAUGUAAUGAAGAGCUGUCAACACAUUGCAACAAAAAGGUUUUGGCUCAGAUAGUUGACUUUCUUCAAAAACAUGGUUCCAGGGCUGAACCAAGUUCAUCAAAAAUCAUACGACUCCAUGAAGAAAACAGUGAAACAAGUGAAAUACUGAAAGGAAAAAGUUCUGGUAAUGGUGCAUCUGUUCCAGUCAAAGGAAUAAAUAAUUUAGGAAAUACGUGCUUUUUUAAUGCUGUCAUGCAGGUAAGAUGAAAAGAUCAUACAUCUUUCUCUUUAUAGAUUUCAGAAAUAAUUAAUCUGUACAAACUGUGGACUUCAGAGGAGGUUCUGACUGUUGCCAGUCUUCGUUCUGUUUUUGAAGGUCCUUUCAAAUUCUUUUCGCUCCUUGUUAUCCAAGCAAUAUUUCCUGUUAUAACAAAAAAGAAUUCCUGAAUCAGUAGCAUUUUUCACAGUAAUGAGACAAAUGAAAAUGUCAAGUGUUUUACACAUUGCAUAUGUGUGUGGGUUGUACUGUAGCAUAUGGUU
This is a messenger RNA of Pterocles gutturalis (yellow-throated sandgrouse), 918 nucleotides long. RefSeq names its product ubiquitin carboxyl-terminal hydrolase 45-like. The coding region runs from base 16 to 645 and encodes 209 amino acids. The record is from RefSeq and is a predicted model, not a curated record. The transcript has 5 exons. Gene Ontology annotation, molecular function: zinc ion binding; cysteine-type deubiquitinase activity. Lineage: Eukaryota; Metazoa; Chordata; Aves; Pterocliformes; Pteroclidae.